UACCCCGAAAGGAAAAUAUCCUCCCACGUGGGGAUCGGUUUAAUUACAAGUUACGUUGUUUAAAUAUGUGUUUGUUGCAUUAAUUUUUAUUCGAAAACAAUGGUUCAAGCAAUAGAUGAAAUGGAGCAGCGGGAUCUUCCACAGGCUUUUCGUCUGCUGGGAGAAAUGAAUGCUAAUGUAGUGCAAGUAAAUCAGUUGGUGGAUAAUAUGCUUGUGAGAGUAAAAAAUGGAGAAAUUUCAACAGAUAAGGGUCUUGGUUUUCUAGAAAUGAAAUAUCAUAUGCUGUUAUCCUAUCUUAUAAAUUUAACAUACAUUGUCCUACGAAAGUGCUCUGGAGAACGAAUUGAAGGGGAUCCGUCGAUCGAUCGCUUAAUUGAAAUCAGAACAGUAUUAGAAAAAAUUAGGCCCAUUGAUCACAAACUUAAAUAUCAAAUAGACAAACUUGUAAAAACUGCUGUAACUGGAACAACAAAUAGUGAUGAUCCUAUAAAUUUCAAGCCCAAUCCUGAUGCCUUGGUUGGGAAGAUAGAUGGAUCCGACGAAGAAUCGGAAAGCGAACAGGACGUGAACGAAGAAGGUGCCAAAUCACGGAAGCCUGGAAUUUAUGUACCACCAAAACUUGCUGCAGUUCAUUAUGAUGGCGACGAUACAAUUGUUGAUAAAAUGCACAAAGCUGGAGAGAGAGCACGUAGGCGUGCUGUAUCUGGGGCUGUACUUCGAGAACUUCGAGAAGAAUACUUAGACGCUCCGAUAGAAGAUUCAAAUGAUCUAGGUGAAAAACAAUCAACUUUCGGUCGUGAAAAUAAAAGGAAAAUUGAAUACGAAGAAAAUUAUAUGACUCGAUUACCCGUCACUAAAGAAGAAAAACAUCGUCAACGUCAAAUGACUACGCUUGGAACACUUGGAACAGAAAUUACUAACUUUGGUGGCUCUUCAUCGGCUAAGAAACGAAAAGCUCCUAAAGGAAAAUCUAAAAAAAGUUUCAAGAAGAAACGACGUCACUAAAAAGUGAUAUGUCAACAACACAAUCGUCCGAAAAACUGAGAAUAUCGGUACUGACUAUAAAGGUAAAAGGUAAAUAAUGAAGGAAGGAUGAAACUAAGAAAAUAGCACAAUUGCUGGGCAUUAUUUACAAGUGCUAGCAAAGCCUAAUGUCGUCAGCAGCCUCGUAGUUCCGAUAAUGAAGAUGAAAUGAUAAAUGUCAAAAACAAUUUGACAUAACUGUUGAGAGCCAAUACUUUUUUUACAUCGACGUAAUAGAUGACCAUGAAUUUAUAGAUAUACAUAAAUAUAUUGAGUAAGAUGCUUUUAAAGUAAAUAGAUGGAAACGAAAGCUUUUUAAUACAUCAAAUUUUCUUUGACAUUUAUUAACAUUUCGCUUCAAACUUGGACGAUAAAAAAGAAAGAGAAAA
Molecule: messenger RNA, 1412 nt
Organism: Ceratosolen solmsi marchali
Lineage: Eukaryota; Metazoa; Arthropoda; Insecta; Hymenoptera; Agaonidae
Product: neuroguidin
Exons: 5
Coding region: 100-1005 (301 amino acids)
Biological process (GO): maturation of SSU-rRNA from tricistronic rRNA transcript (SSU-rRNA, 5.8S rRNA, LSU-rRNA)
Cellular component (GO): nucleolus; small-subunit processome
Source: RefSeq, a predicted model, not a curated record